AUGCAUGACCAUGUGUUUUUUGCAAAGAGGUCAGUAGCUGCUGCCGGGUCCCUGCACGGUCUGUCGGCUGUAGCAGCCUGUGCACUGAGAACCCUCCUGCAGUUGCCGCAUCGUCAGCCACUGAGUCUUCGCCGGGCUUCUGGGAACUCUUGGCGGCUGCUAUGCUGUGGAUACACUUGGGCUCUGCUGGAAGCUCUGGAACGUUGCUUUUCAGCGCAGUUUGUCUCCUCCAUGAGCAUCCCGCCGCCGGCUGUACCGGCAGCCCUGGAAAAGGGGACGCCCUCCGGGCCUCCUGAGCACAUUGCCUUGGCGGCAGGCUCGCCUGUAAAUGGGGCCAGUGGAGUCCAGGAAGCCCCCGCCGUCUUCCACGUCCAGACCUGUGUUGCCUCAGUCCCCUGCCCAGUGACGACCAUGGGGCGUGUAGCAGUUGCUAUGAACCCUGCGAGCAGGAAAGUUCCUUUCAGCCUGGUGCCUUCAGUCUCCCAGCAGCCCGGAGUGCUCUCUGCUCCCGGAGGGACUCUGGUGGCCAAAGCAGCGCCCGUCGUUCCUGUCCAGGAACUCUCCAAACCUUCCAGUGUGGCUACUACGCUGGUAUCCUCAGCUGGAGCAAAAGCCCCGCCAACGACGACAGUGCAGUUACCUGCAAACUUUCAGUUUCCACAAGGAACAGUUCUUCUGAGAAGUAACACUGGCCAGCUGAUGCUGGUGUCUCAACAAGCACCUGUGCAAGCCCAAGGCCAGGCCCCAAAUAAUACAAGUCUAAGGCAGUCGUUGCCUGCAAAUGCACCUAUAGUCAAAAUAAGGACUGUACAGAAUCCUGGAACGCAGGUACUUAAAGUACUAGCAGCUCCUGUGAAAACAGUGCCUCGGACAACUCCUCUUACGUCAACUGUUAAAAAACCUGCUGGAAUUGAGUCAUCACCAGCAUCCGGAAGCAGUACUGCUACUGUUAGUGCUGUGAAGACUUUUGCUGGACCACAGACAAAAUCUGCUUCUGACCGUCCUGCGUUCUCUGUCCCUCAGAAACCAGCUCCUGACAAAGAAGGCUCAAUAGUGACACAGACAAGCACUUCUGCAGUGACCGAGGCACCUGAACAAGGGCCUCUGAAGAUGACCAUGAAGGAUGGAUACGUUUAUAUGGAAGAAAUGCUGGAGAAUGUGAAGAAGUGCAAAAACUUCUUAGCAACAUUAAUUAAAUUGGCAUCAAGUGGACCGCAAGCUCCUGAAAUGCGGCAGAAUGUGAAGAACUUGGUACAAGGUCUCUUGGAAGGUAAAAUUGAGCCUGAAGAAUUUACCAAAAACCUGUACAUUGAGCUAAAGUCUUCUCCACAACCAUGUCUUGUCCCCUUUCUCAAGAAAAGCAUGCUUGCUUUGCGGCAGUUAAUGCCAAACACACAGAGCUUCAUACAACAAUGUCUUCAGCAGUCUUCAACCCAAACUGCUGUUUCGGCUUGUGGUACAGUGGCUGUCACCACUCCUUCCAUGGUUGCUCCUGGCACUCCUUUGAACACAGCAUCUCUUCAGUCUGCUAGACCAGCCCCUAGGACUCCAGUGGGGAUACCUUCUCCUCGGAUCUCAAACUCCGUCCCCUGUACACCACUGGUGACAAGAGGAUCUGGUUCCUUUCAGUUUGUACAUCCAAUGCAAACCUCAUCAGGGGUACUCCAGGCGGCAAAUCCUGUCCCACCCUCUCCAUUGACCACAGGAAUAGUUACUAAGACUGUACAUCUGCCCCAUUCCAUAGCAAUGGCAACAGGAACCACUUCCCUUCAAGCCAUAAAACCAGUUCUUGCCUCCACAGUAUCAUCCCCAGCCCUUCCUGCUCUCAAUGCUGUAAAAUCAGUCUUGUCUUCUGCUGCUGCAGUAACAACUUCUCUCCAGGUGGUCAAGCAAGCUUUGACUACUGCUGUAGUGACAUCUACUACAGCAGUAACUACAUCGCUUCAGUCUGUGAUACCAAUCACUGGGACACCAAUCACUAUCAGACUUGCCCACCCCAAUUCUGUCCACUCCCAGUCCGCUCGAAAUUCACAAGCUAUAAAAGUGAAGCAGCUGAUACUCCAGCAGCCAUCGGGAAGUGCUGUGAAAAAAGUGACCACGUUCCAACAAACGUCAACAGUCCCUGUUUCAAACAGAUCAGGUGAAAAAAUGUCUUUAAAUGCAUUGAUCCAGGCAAACCAGCUUCCUGCAGGAUCCAUUGUGAAACAAAUUACCCUGCCAGGAAACCAAAUUCUGUCGCUUCAAGCAUCUCCUGUUCAGAGAAACAAAAUAAAAGAGAAUGGAACAACAUCCUUCAGGGAUGAAGAUGAUAUCAAUGAUGUGACUUUUAUGGCUGGGGUCAACUUGAGUGAGGAGAGCGCAUGUAUAUUAGCAACAAAUUCUGAUGCUGUUGGCACACUUAUCCAGUCUUGCCCAGAGGAGCAACUUCUUUCUGCAGAUGUGCUGAAAAUGAAAGUCUUAGAAACAGGUAAAAGGCAUGACAUUAUGGAAGUGAAUUCGGAUGUUCUGAGCUUGAUCUCCCAUGCUACACAGGAGAGGUUACGAGGGCUUCUGGAGAAAUUGGCUAUAAUUGCUCAGCAUCGUAUGAUGACCUAUAAGGACAACAACAAGUAUGCAAUGUCUGGUGACACUCGGACUCAGCUGAGGUUUCUUGAAAAACUAGAUCACAUGGAGAAGGAGAGAAAGGAUGAAGAACAACGGGAAAUGUUGCUUCGAGCAGCCAAGAGCCGUUCCAAUAAAGAAGAUCCAGAACAGCUGCGAUUGAAGCAGAAAGCAAAGGAGAUGCAGGAAUUAGAACUGGCACAAAUGCAAAAAAGGGAGGCUAAUCUCGCAGCUCUGGCAGCCAUUGGGCCAAGAAAAAAGAGACCAUUGGAUUCAUCUAGUCCUACAUCUGGAGUUGAGGGCUUGAGAAGGUCACCCAACUGUGCAAGACCGUAUCUUCGUCCAAGGAUAACACGCAUCUGUCUCAGGGAUUUGAUUUUUUGUAUGGAGCAAGAAAAGAUGAUGAAGCAUUCUCUAGCCUUGUAUCAAGCUCUUCUUAAGUAA
Gekko japonicus is the source of this 3045-nucleotide messenger RNA. RefSeq names its product TATA-box binding protein associated factor 4b (gene TAF4B). The transcript is spliced from 16 exons. Gene Ontology annotation, molecular function: RNA polymerase II general transcription initiation factor activity; DNA binding; protein heterodimerization activity. Gene Ontology annotation, biological process: transcription initiation at RNA polymerase II promoter; DNA-templated transcription. NCBI's taxonomy places the organism in Eukaryota, Metazoa, Chordata, Lepidosauria, Squamata, Gekkonidae. The coding region runs from base 1 to 3045 and encodes 1014 amino acids. Gene Ontology annotation, cellular component: transcription factor TFIID complex. The record is from RefSeq and is a predicted model, not a curated record.